GGACGCAAAUCCUUACAGGUCAUGGCUUAUAUCUGUGGUCCAGAAAGUCAUGGUACUGUUCAAGGUACUUUUAGUUAGUCCAUGGACUGUAAAAGUUUUGGGAAAACAGUUGUUCUCGGGCUAAAAUCUCGAAAUUGGCGAAAUGCAACAGGAAUGUACCAAUUCUUAGUAUUGAUCAUCACGAAUCAUUCUAGCAUUAAAGUUGGGAUUUGUAAUACUCACUGAGUUGCGCCACCGAAGUAUCAAUCUACGUCAAAAAAUAAUGUUCGUUUCAGUAUAAAGCACUUAUACUGCUUAUCCCAAGAAUGAUUCUCUGUUAAUAACAAUCAAGAUGAUCACAACACAAAUCGAGAUAGAUGCCUCGCCAGAGACCGUCCGAAAAGUGCUUCUAGAUUUUCCCAAUAUUGAUGAAUGGCACACUGGAUUUGUGAAGAGUAUCACACCUUUAGACACCGAUGAUCCCCUUGCCAUCGGCAAAAAACUUCAUUGCGUCAUGCAAGACUUUGAAUUCGAUUCUAUUAUCACCGAAAACUCUCCAAACAAAUUUGCAUGGCAAGGUCCACCUGUUAUGACGGUUUCCGGUCUCCAUUCGUUUCUUAUCGAACCGAGUAACAGUAAUCCUGGAGGUACUACUUUCACACAGGUGGAAGAAUACUCUGGAGGUAUUUCUUUCUUGAUGCGGCCUUGGCUUCUGGGGAAACCUAUCAAAGGCCAAUUUGAGAAAUAUAAUACGGAUCUGAAGAAAAGAUGUGAGAACCUUUGACAGGCAAUUUUGUUCUACAGAUAGGAUGGAUUUGAGAAGGGAAUAAACUGUUUUAA
Molecule: messenger RNA, 819 nt
Organism: Botrytis cinerea B05.10
Lineage: Eukaryota; Fungi; Ascomycota; Leotiomycetes; Helotiales; Sclerotiniaceae
Exons: 4
Coding region: 332-763 (143 amino acids)
Source: RefSeq, a predicted model, not a curated record